This is a messenger RNA of Daphnia carinata, 7538 nucleotides long. RefSeq lists its product as uncharacterized. The transcript is spliced from 13 exons. Lineage: Eukaryota; Metazoa; Arthropoda; Branchiopoda; Diplostraca; Daphniidae. The coding region runs from base 67 to 6588 and encodes 2173 amino acids. Gene Ontology annotation, biological process: signal transduction; regulation of Rho protein signal transduction; actin cytoskeleton organization. The record is from RefSeq and is a predicted model, not a curated record. Gene Ontology annotation, molecular function: lipid binding; GTPase activator activity.
ACAAAGGAAACUGAGAUUUUCUUUUUUCAACCAAGAAAAUAACAAAAUAAUAAUUACAAAAGAAAGAUGGCGACCGUGAGCGAUUCCCCGUCUUCUUCAACAACGUGGACCGAUCCCUACAAGGAAUUCGAACUCUACCUGGAAAAGGCUAACGAGGAGAUUGGUGCCGUUUUUCAUCAGCUGGAAGUGACGGCGAAGAGAGCGGCCCGAAAGGCUUGUCAGGCGAACGUCAUCGUUGCACCACCGCCUGCGCCCGUCCGUCGUGCCGCCGCUGUUCACCAUCACGCGCCGCUACCGGCCAACAAGGCCGGCAUCCAUUACAGCCAGCGGCGUCGCGCCGGCCUGCGCGUCAGCGAGGAUUAUUACGUCGGUGACUUGGCCGCCACGGACGGACCGAGUCGGCAAUCGCGUCUCAACAACCAGUGGAACCGCAAACUGCAACAACAACAACAACAACAACAACAGGAGCAACAACAGCAACAGCAACAACAUCCGUCGCUGGCCAAAGGCAGGAGGCGGUGGGAUGCGGCCGAACUGCAGCGGCGCAUCUCUUGUCCGGGAUUUGGGCAGGUCAACGAGCGUUGCGGCUUUGCCGACGGCGACGGCGACGGUGACGACGACGACGACGACGACGACGAUUGGCUGCAGCAGCGAGGCAAGAUCGAGGCGGUCGGCUUGAUGCCGACGGCAACGCUGUCCGACGUGGGCGAUGUCGACGUCCAUCGCAAGAAGAAGAAGCAACAGCAGGCCAACAACCCGAGACGCUCGCUGCGUCGCUAUCUGACGGCCGAUUCGGCCCUGCAGCUGACGGACAACGGCCGGAUAGCCCGGCACGAGCAACAGCAACCGGUGCACACGCACCACCAAUCGCCUUACCAUCCGCAAGCCAUCCAGCUGUGGACGACGAGUCUGAUGGCCGAAUUCAACCACAUCAUCGACGGAGAGCUGCAACGGCUGGCCAACGACCAGCGCGGCGGCCACGUGCAGCCAGCCGGCAAGGCCAAGCGGGCCGCGUCGUCUGCUUCGCUGAUGGAGACGGCGGGCCCGGCCGCCGUCGAACUGAGCCCCUGGGCGCGCGUCCAAUUGGCGCUGAUUGAUCCUUCGCUGGCCGUCUCGGUCAACGGCGUGACGUCGUCGUCGUCGUCGCCGCCAGGCCCGCCAGGCCCGUCUGCCGCGCCGGCCAGAGGGCACGCUGUCGUCGCCUCGUCCAUCCAGCAGCUGUCGGCCGACAUCGAUCUAGUCGAGCGUCAAAUCUUUGACGAUUUGGACGACUUGACGCUGACGUUGAACAGCAGCCAAUCGCCCGAACUGCUGGCCAGCUGCUCCAGUUGCAGCGGCGAAUGGGACAAUCACAACGAAGACGACGAAGACGACGAAGACGAAGCCGAAGCCGAAGCCGAAGCCACGGCACACCCAAUCGCACCGGUGCAUUGCCCGUCCGAACCAACGACAGCCGAUGAAACGCCCGUCCACAUUUCCAGUCCGUUGUUGAGACCGCACGAGUUGCAGGAUUUCUUGCGCAGGGUGGAGGACAGCACCCGCAUCAGCAUCACGGCGCUGGAUGGCGGCCGUUUUCGGCACGACGACGCAAGUGACGGAGCGACGACGUCACCCGCCGCCUUCCCAUCACCUCCACCACCUACACCACCUCCACUGGCGUCACUGGCGGCAGGCGGAGUCGGCUGCCAGCUGGACAAUGACGUCAACAACGCAACGGCCGCGUUCCAGUGUCACCAUCGACACCAGCUGGAGGCUAUGAACGCCAGCAGAAGCGAAACGCCGCCGCCGACGUUUGACAACGCUGGAACGCAAACGUCACCCAUGUCUUUAUCGCGCAGCUCCAGUUUCCUGUGGGUCUCCGAUUGCAACUGCAGCGGCAGCCUGGAGGACAACGCCAGCGUGACGGGAGUCAACGGCCAUCCGUUGACCUCCUGUUCGGCCCCGGCUUCCGGCCAGGCGCAUUCCGAGGCCGGCUCGUCGAGCAUCAGCCGCGUCGUCCACAUGGACACGUCGCUCUCGUCGUUGGUCUCGGACUCGAGCGCCGCCGGCCGUUGCGCCUCCGACAACAGGCGGAAGCGGAUGCUCCGCACGCCCGACAGCGGCGCAGCCAACGACGUCGAAGAGGACGAGGACGAGGACGACGACGAGGACGAGGACGACGACGACGACGACGACGACGACGAUGAUGAUGGAAGUAGCGUGUCCCUUUCGCACUCGAUCGAUGGCGGUGUAGGUGGAGGCGGAGGAGCCGAAUCUGGAAUCGGAACGGGUUCGCCUCCGCCUCGCGACAGACGCAGGCGGCCCGUCGCCGUUGGAGAUCGUCCGGACGUCAGCGUGCAGACGAUGCCGAUGAAUCGAGCCGAGUCGGACGAGUCGUCGGAUUUGGCCGUGGGCGAUGACGAAGUCUCGCCGCUGGACACGUCGGCCUCCUCGCUGACGGACUCUUCGCCCUCGUCGGACGAGGGCGGGCAGUCGUCGACGGCUGCGGCUGCGGCGGCGGCCAAGAAACGCGACAAGGUGCGACGCCACGAGACUUGGGAGAAGAUCCGGCGGAGGCAUUCUUGCAAGCGCGUCCAGUCGCGCACGUCGCGCAACGCAAGCGCCAAAGACAAGGCGGAAGUGGUGUGGAUCCGGCGGGGGCAGAGCGAAACGCCUCCGCCGCUUGCCGUGCCAGCGCACGUGGCCGUGCCCGCCGUCGGUUCGGCGCCCGUCUCGACGACGCUGACCGACGCCAAUUUGACGUCGCUGCUGGAACCGCCCAAGGUCCUGCACAAACCUCCGGUGGUCGUCGUCCAGUCGGUGAUGCCCAGACCGAGACCCCGUCCUUUGCUUUUCAAAUUUCCCGCCUCGGAAUCGACGACGACGACGACGACGACGACGACGGGCUGCGCAUCGGCCGAAUCGACGCCGACGGCCGUCAAAUUAGCGCUGCAAUCGGUUUUGGCCAUGGAAUUGUCGCCAGCAUCCGAACGCGGCGGUGGCAACAGCAACAACAACAAGAACAACAACAAGAACAACAAGUCAUCGCCGAGCGCCGGUUUCCUCGUGCCGAGCGCCGUCGGCGGAGCAACAAAGAAACGCCAUCUGAAACCGAUUUCGGCGUCGUCGACGCCCACCGAGCCCUACGUCACUCUGGAGAGUGGCCUGGCAGCAGCACGUUCUCACUCGGAAUCCGCUUUUGCCGAAUUGGAAGCGACCGAAGCGUGUCGUUGGUUGAGAGCCACCGGUUUCCCCCAAUACGCCCAGAUGUACGAAGAUUGGCAGUUUCCCUUGGAUCUGAACGUUGUGGAGCGCGAUCAUCCGUUCCUGGAUGUCGAUUCGCUUCAGGCUCUCUUCCGCCGACUGGCCACUCUGAAUCGCAUGGCCAAAUUGCGCAGCGAAAAGGCUCGCAUCCGCCCGCAGGGCGGCGAUGAAUCAGAAGAUGAAGAUCAAGAAUGCGCCCUGUCGGACCAGUGGACCUUUCAGCGCCAUUCGCGCCGCUGGUCGAGAAUCGUCGAUCUGCCCGACGAUCCGACCGGAUUGCAGGCGCUCAUUGCCGCCGGAUCGGCCAACUCGGCCUCCACCUUGCCGUCCGGAGGGGGCGGAGGACAGCCAACGACGAUCGAAGAAGACGAUCCAGACGCCGGGAUGAGACCGGCCAAUUCGGCCACGACGCUGGCGGACGAGUCGGGCAACGCGAGCGAUCGGGCCCUCCAUUGCGAUCCAGUCAUUCUGGGCAGCUUCCGGCGCAGUUCCAGCGAGCGCUUGAAACACGGAGCCAAGUCGCUGCUCAGGCGCAUGGAAAGCCUGCGCUCGCGGAGUCGCCGGAGUCGGCCAGCGCUGGUCCGACCGGCCGACGGCAAUUUGGUCAUCAGCGGGCCGCAGCUGGUCGACGCGUCCGGCAUGGAGGACCGCAUGAAGGACCUGCAUUGCGUCGACCUCAGCCCGCCGGACUCUUCGGCUUCGCCGACGAGCAGCACCCCGUCGCCCGACCUGAACCGCACCGUGGCCAAGGGCCAGCAGCAGUUGGUGGCCAACAGUCAGGACGCGUCGUCCUCUUCGAUCGUCAGCGCGACGACGGCCAGCGCUGCGUCGACGCCGACGCCGACGGUGGAAGUGGCCGCCGCCGCCGCCGCCACACCCAGUCCGGCGGGCAGCAUGAAAAUCAAGCGCGGAUUCUUCCAGCGCAGGAGUUUCAGGCCGUCGGCUUCGCUGUCCAAAUCGAGCGGAUCGGCCGCCCAGUCGGCCGCCGACAGCGAGCACAAAGAUGCCCAUUCCGAUUCGGAGUGCAGCCCGAGCUAUUGGCGCCGAUCGGCCUCCUCGUCCAAAGACGCCAACAGCAACGAGACGUCGACGACGACGACGACGACGACGACGACGACGACGACGGCGACGGCCUGGAACAGUUUGGAGCAGUCGUUGCGCUGGAAGAGCAAGAAAUCGCGCGAUCCCAUUCCGGCCGACAUGUGGAGGGCCAGCACGGUCCCACCGCUUUCGGACACGACGCCGACGCACAUGUUGCAGCAGCGCGGCAAAUUGUACCUCAACUUCAGCAAGCCGUCCGUCCCCGUUGGCAAGAAUGCCAAUGCGUCGUGUCUGAUGCCUUCGCCGGACGAGGAGCCGCUCGACUUGGUGUCGACGCCCAUCGUCGUCGGCCGAUCGCUGCCGGCCGAAACGCCGACGCCGUGCGGAUCGCUGCGAGACGCCGAACGAAUGGUCGAAUCGUUUGGCUUGCAAAACGAUUCGGCCAGCACCGGAACUGGGACCAGCGGUUCGCACAUCGACAGCGAUUACAGCCCGGCCGCACCUGGACGGAAUCCCGUGGUGGCCGUCCGCUGGCACAGCUUCCGCCGCUCGUCGUCUUCGACAUCGUCAGCCACUUUGAAUAGCCAGCCGAUCGCCAUCGGAUCGCUGCCCGUCGGCCAGUUUGCUUUGCUACGUAAAUUGGCUUUGCUGCGAUUGACUGCCCUCCUCGAACGCCACACCUCGUCCAGCAAGCCGUCCUGGGGUUGGGACCUGCCCAAAUUCAUGCGCAAGACCAAGUCUCCCGAUUAUAAAGAUAAGAGCAUGUUUGGCGUCCCGCUUUCCGUCACGGUGCAGCGGACGGGCGAAGCUCUUCCUAAGCCCGUCUUAGCGGCCAUGCAUUACUUGCGCCAGUCGGCCUUGGAUCAAGUCGGUCUCUUCCGCAAAUCGGGUGUCCGUUCGCGUAUCGCCAAGUUGAAGGAAUUGUGCGAGGCGUGGGCGUGGCAAUGCUCGGGCCCGAGCGGCUGCUACGGCCACGACCAACCGGUCGACUUUAGCGAGCACCAGCCCUACGACGUGGCCGACAUGGUCAAGCAGUACUUCCGCGAAUUGCCCGAAGCGCUCAUGACCAACAAGCUUUCCGAGACGUUUGUCACCAUUUUCCAAGUGGUUCCGGCGAAUCAGCGACUGGACGCGUUGCGUUGCGCCCUGCUCCUCUUGCCAGACGAGCACCGGGAAGCGUUGCAAACGUUCCUGGCCUUUUUGACGGAUGUGGCCGCCUUGGCCUCCAUCAAUCAAAUGACGCCAAGCAACUUGGCCGUUUGCCUGGCUCCAUCGCUCUUCCACUUGCCGGCCACGUCAGCUUCGUCCUCUUCGUCUUCGUCCUCCUCUUCGUCGCACAAUCGGUCGGCCGUCGGUGGCGGUGGAGGCACGUCGAGCGCCACCAGCAAUGGCGGAAUAGGAGGCGGGGUAGGAGGGGCUGCAUCGGGAAAUGGCAACAACGUGAUGAACAGUAACGCAUCGUCGCCUCGACGUCGCAAGACGGUCGGCGUGCCCGAUCAGAGAGAAUUGAGCCAAAAUAAAGCCGCCCAUGAAUGCCUCCUCCAGAUGAUUAACGACUUCCGGCAUCUAUUCACUGUUCCGGAUGACAUUUUCCGCCAGUGUCGAUGCAAUUACUUGGAAGACAGUGUACCCGUCACGCUGGAUGAUCUUCGCACCGUAGAGUUUGGAGACUGGCAAGCUUACAUGAACGGAUGCAUGGCUGCACUUCUUAAAGAAGCCAAAGACAAGUCGCGAGGCUGGGAGACGAGUAGCAACGACGUACGCGUCGAUGUCGCCUGGAAGAAAGUGGGUGACGGCCACGCGUUGAGACUGUGGAGGGUCUCGGCCGAGAUCGAAGCGCCACCUGGCGAAUUGCUCAACCGAGUCCUCCGUGAAAGACACCUGUGGGACACUUCGCUCGUCAAAUGGCGAUCCGUCGUCCGUUUGGACAAGAAGUCGGACGUGUUUCACUACACGUCCACUUCGGAGGUGCCGCCCGUAUCGCGAGACGUCACUCUUUUGCGUUCGUGGCGCACCGACCUUCCCAGAGGCGCCUGUUUGGUGGCCGAGAUGAGCAUCGAUCAUUCAGACACGCCCAUCACUUCCGGCACUGUUCGCAGCAUCGUCUUGGCUUCGCGCUACCUCAUCCAGCCGUGUGGCGCCGGAAAAUGCCGUCUCGUCCACCUCUCUCGCGUCGACAUCAUGGGUCGAUCGCCAGAUUGGUAUAACAAACAUUACGGCCAUAUAACUGCCCUUCACAUGGCCAGAAUUCGCGAUUCGUUCUCGCAACACCUGGUGGCUGACGGGCCUGAAAGCAAAGUCUGAUUAUUUUUUUUUUUUUUUCCAAAUAUAAAGAAGAGCAAAUGUAUACGGAUUUAUUAAUGCUGGGGGGGGGGAGGUCGCCCGAAUGACUAACAGACAAACACAAAGUUCGGCCAUUUGCCGAGUCGUUUUAGUACAGAAAUAAACACGUGCGUUUAUUCUUGACCUCUUGUAUGGCAGCAAACCUUGUAAUAACACGAGAACGAUGCAUUUCAACCAUCAUCCGACCAAAUGUGCACAAUCUGUUUGUUCAACCAAAUGCGUUCACAACAUUUUUAUUUCUUUUUUUUUUUUUUUUUUUUUUUUUUUUUGUUUGUUUGCCUCUUUUGCCUCCCCCGCCCCCCCCCCCCCAGGCUUGAAAAAGCAGAAACGCGUUGCACAUUAUCUUUUAUGUAUAACCUAGUCAUGCCGCGCAAUUUCCCCAUGUUUCGAUUAUCUUUUAUUGACUAACCGAGACAGACAAGUUCAUCACUGUUUGAUUUAUCCAGAAUUUGUACAAUUUCCUUUUAUCCGUGUCUUUGAUUGUUUUUAACUAGAAAACUAGCUCCCUUUUGUCUGUGAUUUUUUUAUCUUCUUAGCUUUGCCACCGUUUCAUGUUUCAUUUUGCCACGUGUUGAGAAUCCCUCUUCUACCCCUAAAACCAACUUUUUUGUAUUGGAAUUGUUGUGGGGCUUGUCGAGCCGUUUGGCUGAGUAAAUCAGUGCCGUGAUUUACGAAUCCGAAUUUAUAAAACGUGCAUAAUAGUUGUCUCUUUUCUUUUUUUUGUGUGUUGUUGUAUAGAAAGGUGAAGAUGAAUUUUCAAGAUACCAAUUUGCUGUGGGGGCUUAUCAGAUUGAACCGCAUAACACACAGAUAUAUAUACAGGCACAUAUAUUGCGUGUACAGUUUGACGAAAUGAGUAAAAAAAAAAAAAAACUAUUUGUGCUGUCCCUAAUAAAGUGUCUAGCAAUGAA